Molecule: messenger RNA, 1033 nt
Organism: Contarinia nasturtii (swede midge)
Lineage: Eukaryota; Metazoa; Arthropoda; Insecta; Diptera; Cecidomyiidae
Product: TBC domain-containing protein kinase-like protein
Exons: 5
Coding region: 173-928 (251 amino acids)
Source: RefSeq, a predicted model, not a curated record
AAAUUAAAUCAAUUUUUUUUCUCUUUCAGAACGAGCAUUUCUAUGUCUUUACAAAUUUAUUCCGAAAUAUUUGCAAUGGUUUUUUUUGAAGGACAACUCUCCGGUUAUUAAAGAAUAUCUUAAUAAAUUUUCUCAAUUGGUUGCAUUUUGGCAGCCAAAUUUAUCUAAUCAUAUGCGAGAAAUCAAUUUUAUACCUGAACUUUUCGCAAUUCCUUGGUUUUUAACAAUGUUUUCACAUGUUUUUCCAUUACAUAAGAUAAUACAUUUAUGGGACAAACUAUUAUUGGGUGAUAGCUCCUACCCUUUUUUCAUUGGUAAGGUCCUUUUCAUCGGAAUAUCGAUCCUGGAACAAUUGAAAACCACUUUGUUAAGUUCUUGUUUCAACGAUUGCAUCUUAUUAUUCUCCGAUCUCCCAGAUAUUGUGAUGGAGACAUGCGUAAUUGAAUCUCGAAAAAUGUAUCUUUCUACGCCAAAAAGUAUAACUUUUAGAAAAUAUGCAAAACAAUUGAAUAACAAUGAACCCGAUGAAUUUGAGAUAAACGACAUCGAAUUGAAUGAUUUACAAAAUGAACGAUGUCCUCGAAUCAGUGCAAAUGAUUUAAUUGAAUUAAAUAAUAAAAAGCCUGGAGAGGUCAUGGUCAUUGACAUUCGAAGUCAUUUAGACUUCAAUAGAGCUCAUUUAAGAGACAGCAUCAAUAUUCCGUUUACCUCAAUAUCCCUAAGUGAUAUUAGAUUAGACGCACUUGGUGUUCCCGAUUUAGAAAUGGUUUUGGCCAAUAGAAAUGUUGUGGUCGUUAACAAUUUGCAUGAAAGUGCUAUUUUGUUUGCUCACUUUUUACUGGAUUGUGGAAUAAAAAAAGUAUGCAUCUUACAUAGUGGCUUUAACAUCCUCCAUUCCUUUGUUCCAAAUGUAUUGGAAACAUCGUAAACCAUUAAAACGAAACGCAAGCAGAAACAAAUAUAACUCUAUGUUUUUUUUUCAAACAGUUUAUUGUAUUUUAUGAAGAAACUUAUGAAUAAACAUUUAUAUGAA